This is a messenger RNA of Penaeus chinensis, 1620 nucleotides long. RefSeq names its product venom serine protease 34-like. The transcript is spliced from 4 exons. The record is from RefSeq and is a predicted model, not a curated record. Lineage: Eukaryota; Metazoa; Arthropoda; Malacostraca; Decapoda; Penaeidae. Gene Ontology annotation, biological process: proteolysis. Bases 1 to 1620 code for a protein of 539 amino acids. Gene Ontology annotation, molecular function: serine-type endopeptidase activity.
AUGGGGCGAGGCGCCCUCCAGCAGCUGCGCUUCUCGUUGGCGAGCCCCAUCAUGGAGCAUAAAAGGGCUUGGCGACUCCGCUCCACCACCGUUCUUCCUCUCCUUCUGCGCCAUGAGGACUUCCACAGCCUUCGCUGUCCUGGUCAGUGCAGCUCAGUCACCGGCCUUUCUCAGUCCCUGCGCAUUAUAGGGCCUCUCGGUCACCAUGGGUGCACUUUCUUCGUGCACGACAAAAAACCUGUAAUGCAAUUUAGUUUAAUAGCAACUCGAACACAAACCCGAACCCAAGUCUCAGUGGCGGCCGGCCUUGUUGCGGCGACUAGCUCGAGGCAGCUUCCCUCGGACCCGAAGCAAGGCCUUGAGCACGUCGAGCCUAGAGCUACUCGCGCCAAGUGUGGAGGUUUGAUGACCCUGGCCACGGGACAAGAGCUGAUCAUGAAGACCCCGGGGUACCCCAACAAGUACCCCAACAAGAGGAAAUGCACCUGGGACAUUUCCAGCCAGAACACCGACGAACACCUUGAGCUUUCUUGCCCCAACUUCGAGCUGAAAAAGUCCAAGUCUUGCAAAGGAGACAGGCUGCGCCUUUCGGACGACGAGAGCGUGGAGACCUUCUGCGGUCACGGGGAAAAGACCUUCGUCACCAAAAGCAACACACUCAAAGCUACCUUCAAAAGCAGCAGGUACGGCAGAGACAAGGGCUUCGAGUGUACCGUGAGGAGCGUCCGCAGCAACAUUGACUCUACUGAUAUUUCCACCGGGGCAACAGACCAGACUACAGCCGCGCCAGCAACAACCAAACAGCCUACAACCUUGCCUUCAACAACCAAACAGCCCACAACCGCUGGCUGCCAGUGUGGGGUAGCAAACCCCAACCGCAUUGUUGGUGGGACAGAGGUAUCACCUGCCCAUAAAUACCCUUGGCACGUCGGCCUCAAGUACAAAAACGGAGCCAACUACUGGUGCGGCGGAUCCAUCAUCAACAACCAGUACGUCAUGACCGCCAGCCACUGCUUCUUCGACAUGCAAGGGAACCGCAUCUCCGACGAGGGUCUCGCGGUGGGCGUGGCCGACCACGAUAUGUACUCCUCUUCUGACGACGUCUCGGGCGUCACAAGGUUGGUCAGUGUGGCCAAGGUCAUCCUCCAUCCCAACUACGUGUCUUCAGGGUAUGACAACGACAUUGCCCUCCUAAAGCUGUCCGAGACCCUGGAUCUGUCCAAGAACAAGGAGCUGAGGUCUGUCUGCCUGCCCGCCGACGACUCCAAGUCCUACGCAGGAGCCUUGGGCAUCGCUGCAGGAUGGGGCAAUCUGGAAAGCGAUGGAAGCCAGCCCGACAAGCUGAUGGAGGUCACACUGCCCAUCCUGGAGCUAAGCUGUUGGGGCACAACAGUGACGGAAAGAAUGCUGUGCGCAGGAUACAAGGAGGGAGGCAAGGACACGUGCCAGGGAGACUCAGGCGGGCCUCUGUACGUGGUGGAAGACAGCAAGUACUUCCAGGUAGGAAUAACGUCCUUCGGGAAUGGCUGUGCGAACCCCAACAGCCCGGGAGUGUACGCCAGAGUGUCCAAAUUCCUCAGCUGGAUUAAGACUAACACUGCUGAUGCCACCUACUGCUGA